AUGAACGGACCUCCAAAAAUUUCUUAUAUAAAAUAUGAUAAACAUGCAUUUUUCACUUAUUCUUCGAAGGAUAUCAAAACCUUUCAACAUGGUUAUCUCGGCAUUGGCCCAUCCUUCAUAGCUGGAAAUUUUCAUCUUCAUUAUCCUAUUAAUAAACCUUUAUAUUUGAAAAAAGUUGAAAUUUCUCUAAUUGGUCAAGAAUCUACCUUGUGUGAAAGCAUAUUUAAACGAUUUCAUGAAAAAUUUAGUCGAGUCUUUUGUCAUUAUACCUAUAAUGCUUGGGAGAAUUUGGACUAUCAGCCUGUUACCAAUUUGAAUUUGAGGUUUAACAUCAAACUUGAGGAUGAUCUUCCGAGUUCGUUUAAUAUUGAUUAUAAUAUUUAUGCAAGCAUAAAUUAUAUCCUGGAAGCAAGAAUAAUAACUAAUAAGAAUGUUGAAAAGAUUAUUUCAGUAAAGUGUCAGGUUAAUCGAUGGUGUUUGCCUGCUGAAACUUUGGAACGACCGAUCAUUAUGAAAUGUCCAGAUUAUGAUAAAGCAUUCAAAGAAUAUAAAGUUGGUGAUACCAUGGUAAAAUGCGAGUUAAAAAAAUUUUUAUGGAGUAUGGGUGAUGAUAUUUCAAUGUGUGUCAAUUUGACUUCCUUGAAAUCAACAAUGACAGAUUUAAAUAUUAUAAAGAUCAAACUUCAAUUAAUUGAAUUACAAUGUAUUGUUAAGAAUAAUACUAUUAUAGCUGCUAAUAAAAUCGAAUCUACUAAAGUUAUAAUCGACAAGAAGAAACUUUCUACCUUAUCACAACCUUCAGGAAGCAAAUACUCAUUUGAAGUUGGAAUGAAAAUACCUUCAAAAAAUAAUACGAAAUUUACACCUCUAAAUAUUUAUACAAAAGCAUUUCAACGUAUUCUGAUAGCACAUAGCUUGAAAGCAAAGAUUGAAUUUAAGAAUGGUGACCAUUUUGUCUUUCAAGGUGAUAUUGGAAUUAUUAAUAGCUUAACUCCAAAAGAAAUUAAGGAAGGAAAGGAAAUAGGUCUUAUUUAUUCUGAGAAAUCUUGA
This is a messenger RNA of Dentiscutata heterogama, 1050 nucleotides long. The record is from the annotation of a GenBank genome assembly. Lineage: Eukaryota; Fungi; Glomeromycota; Glomeromycetes; Diversisporales; Gigasporaceae.